Hippoglossus stenolepis (Pacific halibut) is the source of this 945-nucleotide messenger RNA. RefSeq lists its product as uncharacterized. The record is from RefSeq and is a predicted model, not a curated record. The transcript has 7 exons. The coding region runs from base 1 to 945 and encodes 314 amino acids. Lineage: Eukaryota; Metazoa; Chordata; Actinopteri; Pleuronectiformes; Pleuronectidae.
AUGGCAAAGCAUGAUUCUGGACGUCUUGCUGCGAUAGUGGUUUCUGUUGUCGGCUAUGGGAUAAGCUUGGUGUUCAAUGCGCUGUCAGUAGUUGGGAUCGGUCCUUAUGAUACCACUACAGCCAAUGUGUCUGCGGUGUUUGACACCCAGAUCACACCUUCAGGAUGGACCUUCAACAUCUGGAGCGUCAUCUAUGUCUGGCUCACAGCCAUGAUCGUCUACAUCGUCUCCGCUCUUUGCAGAAAGAAUGGUUAUGGCUACGUUUACUGCAACCCUCCAGUGCUACCUUAUGGAUUCUUCAUCAGCUGGUGCCUCAAUCUGUGUUUUAAUAUUGGCUGGCUGGUCGUGUGGGACAGAGGAAUGAUGAUCGCUGCACUGGUCUUUCUCAUCCUGGUCAUCUGCACAAACUACUCCAUGAUCUGCUUCAUCUGUCAUGGCCUUAAUGUUUACGGACCCUGGCUCAAGAAAUACCACAGAGUCGACCUGUGGCUCAUCCGUGUGUUGAUUCAAAACGGUGUGGCGAUAUACACAACAUGGACAACCAUCGCAACUCUGAUCAACCUGACCAUUGUACUGACGUAUGAAGUGAAGAUGUCUCCAACAGACGCUGCCACCAUCUCAUACUCUGUUUUAUCUGUUGUGUUGCUCGUAUGGUUUGUUUUGGAAAACUUGGUCCUUGACAAACAUGUGCGGUACAUCCUCAUCAUCUACCCUGUUGUGAUCUGGGCUCUGUCGGGAAACCUGGACAAAAACUAUGAUGAGGUGUCACCCGGAGUCAAUGGCAUCUUUAUUGUUGUGCUGCUGGCCGUCGCCUCUGUGCUGUUUGCCGUCAGGAUUUCUUUGGUGGUUUGGAGACACAUCAAACAGCCGCUCUACGAAGACGCCAGUGCAGAUGCCAUGGAGCCGAUGGAUAUCGCCCAGAAGCAGAAGAAGAUAUUUCGCUAA